ACACAACAGAAUCAGAGCGAUGCCAUCCGAAGGUGUUGAAGUGUUUUCAAAUCCCCUGGCGCCGCCAUCUUCUUCGGGUUCCUACACAUCUCAUCAUGGCGGAGGGGUGCCAGCAGCUUUGACCAAUGAAGAUUUUCGCAAACUUUUGAUGACCCCUCGGUCUGGGGUGCCAUCUGUAGCUCCACCGUCAACAAAGUCAUCAAGUCACAGCAGUAAGAGCGUGCCAAGCAGUAUCCAUUCACAUCGUAGCAGUAGAGAUAAUGAUGAUGAUGAUGAUGAUGCUGAAGUCGAAGGAGACGAUGAUGAUCCUUGGUCAAGAAGGAGGAAAAAGAAGAAAUAUUAUGCAAAACUCAAGAAGAUGGAGGAGGAAAGAGAGCAGGAGCUUGCAACUAAAUACAGAGAUAGAGCCAGAGAACGACGAGAUGGUCUUAAUCCUGACUACCAAUCAACAGACACCCUGAGCGCAACAGCCAAUUACAGAGCAGUUGGUCCCACAGCAGAGGCAACGAACACUGCAGCAGAGCGCCGUCGCCAAGCUAUCCAGGAGAGUAAGUUUCUUGGUGGUGACAUGGAGCACACUCAUCUUGUGAAAGGCCUAGACUUUGCCUUGUUACAGAAGGUUCGUAGUGAAAUUGCUGAGGAAGAUGAGGAAAAUGAGGAACUGAGUGUUAAAAAACCAAAACACAAGCAAAGGGACAAGGAAGAAGAAGAUGGUGCAAAUGAGAUUGAGUUUACAACAAAACUGGGUCAAAAGAUCUACAAAUCGCUGUUCAGAAAUCGGCCAGCAGAUAGAAAUGAACUAUUUCAGCCAGGGCGAAUGGCAUACGUGUUUGACAUUGAAGAUGAAUAUGCUGAGAGUGAUAUACCCACAACUCUUAUCAGGAGUAAAGCAGAUUGCCCUGGAAUUGAAACUCAAGCUACACUCACUACUAAUGACAUUGUCAUCAACAAAUUGACCCAGAUUUUAUUGUACUUACGCCAAGGCACCAGAGGAGGGAAAAAGGUCAAGAAGAAGGAUAAAGGAAAGGAGAGAGACAAAAAUGAUAAACAGGGACAAAAGAUAAGAGGGCCUGAAGCGGAUGAAAGUAUCUUUGGAGAAAUUGGGGAUUAUGAUCCUACUGCAAGCACAAAAGAGUAUGAAAAGAAACAAAAGGUGAAAGAAAAAGACAGAAAGAAAUCCAGGAAUUCUAGCAGUUACUUUGAGGAGUCAGCUAAAAGAGAGGAUGAGCAACAGUUUAGUAAAAAAGAUGUUUCUGCUGAGGAUUUUGCGAAGUCUGUCACACAGACGUUUGGCAAAAGGGAAAUGGAACAAAGAGCUGCAUGGGAUUCAGUUGAUCCAAAACGAAAGAAAAGAGACAAACAUGCACGCAAAGUGAAAGAUGCUAAUUACAUUCCAGAUAGCUAUUCAGAGUGUUAUCCAGGUGCCGUUGAUAUGCCUUAUGACAGUGAUGAGGAAGCAGAUUACAGUAAAAUGGAUUUGGGUAACAAGAAAGGUCCCAUUAAAAGGUGGGACUUUGAGACAGAAGAGGAUUAUCACAGCUACAUGGAAAGUAGGGAAGCUCUUCCAAAAGCUGCCUUUCAGUUUGGAAUUAAGAUGUCUGAAGGACGCAAAACAAGACGUGCUGGUCCUAAAGAUGAGAAGGCUAAAUUAGACAGGGACUGGCAGAAAAUUAGUCAGAUGUUGAGUAAAAGGAAAGGAGAAGAAGGGAAAGGAGACUCAGAUGGCAAGAGACGAAAGCAUAGGGAUUAAGCAACUUACAAAUUUGGAAGAUUAUUGAAAGUCCUCAAGUGUUUAUUGUGUCUUUUAGAAAACGCACUCAUGACUACAUUGCAAAAAAAUCAACUGUUAACUUUUUAAAGUAGAACUUUGGAAUUGUAAUUAUUAUAGUUUGUUAAAUCUUUGAUUAUUUUUUCUUUGGUAAGCUGUGACAAGGAUCUGGCAUUUAUCAAUUUAAGAUUGUCACAAAAUAGUCAUCCUCCAAAAUAUAAAGUUGUUGAUUUUCA
Stylophora pistillata is the source of this 2004-nucleotide messenger RNA. RefSeq names its product protein Red. The record is from RefSeq and is a predicted model, not a curated record. NCBI's taxonomy places the organism in Eukaryota, Metazoa, Cnidaria, Anthozoa, Scleractinia, Pocilloporidae.